AGCAUUUGCGGCGGCAGCGCCACCGCAGAACGCACUGACGCCUCCAGCACAUCGAGGAAAGAGCAGUACGUGACUUUAGGCAUCGAGCGCUUCUUUCUGCAGCGUGUUCACCCUUCAGCGCUCCGCUUCGUGAAGUGCUCAUGGAAACAGCAAUGCUCGAGAUGGGGGCGUCGCCGAGGUGUCUUCUGUGUGCCUCCAUUGGCAGGGCUGCAGAGCGAAUUCGUUCGCCGUCUUUUCAUGAUUCUGGCCUCUUUAAGGAAGAAACGGAAAGCCUCCCACGUUACCUUACGGAACUUCCAGGCUCCCGUGACCACGAGAAGGGCGCCAUUACGCCGUUAGCCCAAUAUUCAAGAAACUUCGUGCGGCCGUGUCUCACGUCUGUGCCCAACUUUAUCGCCGAAAUCGUGACACCGGCUCGCUAUAAGCUGUUGCGGGAUACCCUGAUAUGUUGCACAUAUCAAAAUAGAAUCGACUGCAGCAAUGGGAACGCCGAGACCAUGGUCGGCAGCGAUGGUCUUCUGUCGGCUAGCGUGGAUGCAAGUUCCCGCUGCCUUCACGUGCAACUUCACGGCAUGGAGGUGCAGCAGCGCUACUUCGUCUCCGUGGACGUUCAGAUCUGUGAAGAGACAAGUGCCUCGUCUGACGACGUCUCGUCGUAUGUAGCACUGCAGCCAAACCUGCUGGACGGUUUCGGUUGGGCCAAGUCCACACUGCACCUCGACUUGUCUGCGCACCUCAAGGAAAGGUUGCGGAAUUCGUCGUUUUCUGUUCGUGCGGCUCCCACACGCGCCGACGUCCGCUACCAGGCGACGGUGCGCAUACUCCAACUGUCGGAGGACUGCUGGCCUGUCGGCACGAAGCCUGUGUUGAUUCACCUCAGCGAGGGCUUCGUUCACGAGCUACUUUCGGACAAACCCCAGGGGCCACGCGACCUUUUUCCGGGACCUGGACAGUGAGGCCCUGCUGCGCCUAAUCCACCUGUAGCAGCGCCGCCCUCCGACCACGCUGCCUCCGGGAAGUCGCUGGCCGCAGCACCGGCGUCGUCCCUGCGACGAGGGGCAUCCGGCGGUGCGGUUCGGCGUCGGUACCUGCGAGGAAUAUGUCCUUGAGGAACGCGAUGCUUGACCAUCGGCUGAGCCGAGGUUUUUUUAGUAUUGUUUUACGCAACUUUUAUUAAUUUGUAAAUUUUUUA
Messenger RNA from Dermacentor albipictus, 1192 nucleotides. RefSeq lists its product as uncharacterized. NCBI's taxonomy places the organism in Eukaryota, Metazoa, Arthropoda, Arachnida, Ixodida, Ixodidae. The record is from RefSeq and is a predicted model, not a curated record.